Molecule: messenger RNA, 5145 nt
Organism: Pogoniulus pusillus (Red-fronted tinkerbird)
Lineage: Eukaryota; Metazoa; Chordata; Aves; Piciformes; Lybiidae
Gene: NYAP2
Product: neuronal tyrosine-phosphorylated phosphoinositide-3-kinase adaptor 2
Exons: 8
Coding region: 1205-3352 (715 amino acids)
Biological process (GO): neuron projection morphogenesis; phosphatidylinositol 3-kinase/protein kinase B signal transduction
Source: RefSeq, a predicted model, not a curated record
AUCAGGCUGGGGCUUAGGGGUUCCUUUGAAGUGGCUGCUCGCUUCCUUGAGCCAUGACACGGGCUAAAGGUUAACCGACACGUCCUCCGCGGCAGAGCGCUUUCUUUCCCCUUUUUUGGGGGGGAAGGGAGGAGGAGAGGCGAAGGGCGUUGCUCACACUCCUCCCUACCUACAGGCUCAGUGUGAUGUACAGUGCUGCUCAUGCUGAUGUAUUCCCCGCGUCGGAUUAUUUCCUAAUCAGACUCCAGCGCAGUGGCGAUAAGAGCAAGGCCGUUGCCUAGCUGGGAGGCUGCGCCGAGCUCCCGGAGCCGAGGGCCGAAGCGGCGGCGCCGGAGCUGUCCGCGGUCGGCGGGAGCUGUCCGCGGUGCUGGGAUGCGGGCGGUGCGGGGCUCAGGGCAGCCCCACCGCAGCCCCGGAGGAGCCCCGCCGGCCCGCCGGCAGCCCAAGGUAGGCUCGCUCUUUGUUUGAGGAUCCCGGCUUCGGCGACAGACGGAGGCAGCUGGAGAGAGCAGGGCUGCCUGUAGGCACGAGAAGAGAGGCGAUGCCGCAGCCAGACUGCCUCAGCCCUUCUCGGUGGCAAUGAGAGAGCCGGUGCCGUUCCUGCUGCAAGAAGCCAUUUGGAUCGCGUGGUUUCUACUCCUCGCAUUCCGCCCUUUUUGUCUCCACAGAACACAUUCAAAUGAGGCACCUUAGAAACCUCUGUGUUAGUGCAUGUGAUGGUGCUGUGAUCUUCUGUGUUGUAAAGUGGGUAAAACCCAUCCAGAUUGUUCUCUGCUGGACCUCAAAGCAGGGUGUUGUUGAUACCCUCCCGUUCUCUGCACCCUCUCCUCUCUGAAUGUGGAUUUAAAGCAGCAAGCACCUAUCUUCCCGAGCAUCGCAUGUUUGAAGAGCCAAACUUUCCAUGCUGUUCUCAUCGUGUGGUAAGAAGAUCUGUAACCUAACACACUGACUUAGAGCGGUGAUGUCGCAUUCUACAAUCUGGGCAGUUUUGCCAGCGAGAUUUAAUGCACUUUAGCUGAAGAAAAGAACUGAACCUAACUGCAAAUCCGUUCGUGGUGCUGAAAUAUCCCUUCCGACUGCACUGAGAUAACCACAGGAAAGGGCUUUUACAGGCAGAAGUCACCUUUGAUUAUUGCACUUAGCAGUUCCCCGUGGACUUAAAUCUUGGGAACGUUGCUUUCCUUCGUUCAUUAUCUCCUGCAAGAUGAUGAGUUCUAAUCAGGAGGAGGUCACUUUGGGCGCUUUUCUCCAGUACAUUGAAGACAUGGGGAUGAAGGCCUAUGAUGCCUUGGUUAUACAGAAUGCAUCAGACAUUGCUCGAGAGAAUGACCGCAUGAGGAACGAAACAAACCUGGCUUACUUGAAGGAGAAGAGCGAAAAGCGGCGGAAACAGGAAGAAGCAAUAAAACGCAUAGGUGGAGAAGUAGUGAGAGGCAAUGAAGGAAGCUACGUGGGGAAACAUUUCCGCAUGGGAUUUAUGACAAUGCCUGCUCCUCAGGACAGACUGCCACAUCCUUGCUCCAGUGGCUUUACCGUGAGGUCCCAGUCUCUUCAUUCUGUUGGAGGAACCGAUGAUGAAAGCAGCAGCUCUCGAAAGCAGCCACCUCCAAAACCCAAGCGAGACCCCAACACCAAGCUGAGCACCUCCUCUGAAACAGUCAACACUGGAACAACAAGUAAAAGUGGGAAACUACCGGACAGGACUGAAGUGUCAGCCAAACCAAGACCUCACAGUGAUGAGUACACAAAGAAGAUUCCACCACCUAAGCCGAAAAGAAAUCCCAACACUCAGCUAAGCACAUCUUUUGACGAGACCUACAUCAAAAAGCAUGGCCCCAUGAAGACAAUGCUCACCAGGGAUGCCUCUUUGUCACAGGUCAGCAGUCCUGCCCCAGAUGCAGAGGAAGAGGAGCCUGUUUAUAUCGAAAUGGUUGGGAAUAUUCUCAGAGACUUCAAAAAAGAGGAGGAUGACCAAAGUGAAGCAGUCUACGAGGAGAUGAAAUACCCUAUAUUUGAUGACGUAGGCCAAGAGCCCAAGUGUCAGUGUGAAUACGACCAUCACACUUGUUCUUCUCAGUGUGCUACUCCCACAGUGCCUGACCUGGAUUUCACCAAGUCUUCAGUGCCAUCUACUCCCAAGGGCUUGCUUUGUGACAUACCCCCACCAUUUCCAAACCUGCUUUCUCACAGACCUCCACUGCUGGUGUUCCCACCGGCACCAGUACAGUGUUCCCCAAAUUCUGACGAGUCUCCUCUGACUCCGCUGGAGGUCACCAAGCUUCCAGUGCUAGAAAAUGUGUCUUACAUCAAACAACAAGCUGGAGCUUCCCCAUCUUCACUGCCACCUCAUACACCAGGCCAUCAAAAGCUGGAGAAAGACCAGACAGUUUCUCAUGGAACUAGCACCCCUGGGCACACCUCUUCACCUCCUCAUCCUGCUACCCUAUACAGAACACAGUCUCCACAUGGUUAUCCUAAAAGUCACUCUGCCUCACCUUCUCCUGUCAGUAUGGGUAGGUCUCUUACCCCUUUAAGCCUCAAAAGACCUCCACCUUAUGACUCUGUACAUUCAGGAAGUCUCUCAAGAAGCUCUCCAUCAGUGCCUCAUUCUACAGCCAGGAACACAUUGCAAGAAGGAGGAAAGAUGGUAAAUGUCUCAGUCGGUACCUAUGGGUCAUCAUCUCAGAGUGGUUCCCGUUCUCGGACACCCACCAGUCCUCUGGAGGAACUAACCAGCCUCUUCACCUCAGGACGAAGUCUCCUGAGGAAGUCCUCCAGUGGCAGAAGAUCUAAGGAACCUGCAGAAAAACCACUAGAUGAGCUGAAGAUCAGAAGUCACAGCACUGAACCACUACCAAAGCUGGAAAACAAAGAGAGGGGAGGCCAUCAUGGGACAGCUUCCUCCAGGGAGCCAGGGAAAGCUCAGGAAUGGGAUGGAACGCCAGGCCCACCAGUGGUGUCCAGCAGGCUGGGGAGAUCCUCUGUCAGUCCAACCAUGCUGGCCGGAAGCAACAGCUCAGAACCUAAAGCGAGCUGCAGAUUAGGCCGGUCUGCCUCCACAUCAGGUGUGCCUCCUCCAUCCGUCACUCCGCUCAGGCAAGGCAGCGAUCUCCAGCCCAGCCAGGUGACAUGUAUGCAGUGGUUGCAAGGGGACCACACCAUGCUGGAUAUGAUUGAGAAGAAACGUUGCCUCUGCAAAGAAAUAAAAGCUCGUCAGAAGUCAGAGAAGGGACUCUGCAAACAGGACAGCAUGCCUAUUUUGCCCAGUUGGAAGAAGAACACUGGGACCAAGAAAUACAGCCCUCCUCCUUAUUCCAAACAGCAGACUGUUUUCUGGGACACUGCCAUUUGACAGGCAUGUGGAGGAUGUCCUCUCCACUGUGGUGCACCGUGCACAGAAAGAAAAUGGCAGAAGAAAAACUCCAGAGAUCUCACAAAGUUCCAGAGUCUGCUGGAAAGAAGAUGGCUUGUUGGUUGUGAGAAAUCUGUUGAGAUAACACGUUCAUUGUUCAGAAAGUGUUCAUGCUUUGUCUUCCUUGUUACAUGGCAAGAGAAGAGGUUUUCAUAGUGCAAAACACUUAGCUCAGCCGUUUCCCCCAACUGCACCAAGUCUCUGGUAAUAAAAUGAGAGCCAGCUCAGUCAGUCUUGAUGCUCCUUCCCCACACUGGUCUCUUCCUGGGCUGGUUCCACGAACAACAUGCUACUGACGCAUCGACCUUGAGGUCCAGACCUGGGGGUACACAUGGGCUCUGCAGUGCCAGGCCCUUUGGGGGAAGGCAAACAUUAAUGCUAACAGUGAUAUGUUUAACAGUGUUUGUUCAUCUCGUGUCCUCUUCAUAUCGAUACGUAAUAGGAAUAAUGAUCAGGGAAUUGAAGCAUACUUGUCCUAAGCAGACUUGCUGUAUACUUAGCCCACCCUAACACCGCUCCUUCCUUUGGUUCUAUUGCUCGGCACUGUUUGCGUUGUCCUUCCUAGAGAGCUACCCAUGUGCUUCCAGACCUCCAUUGUAUCCCAUGGAAACAAUGGCUUUUUGUUUGAAACUGCAACAGUACACUAAGAAGUAAAAUAUAACUUAGCACUUAACCUUCGAAGCACUUUAGAAAUGUGAACUAAACCUCACGCUCACGAGAACUGUUUUGCAGAGGAGGGAAGCAAGGCUCAGGUGGAGUCAUUUCCAAGGUCAUGGGCAGAGCCAGAGCAGGCCACAGGCCACUGUCCCCUCCCGUGACCGCCGGCCCACCCCAUCGCGCUGCCCAGAGCGUGCCAGCGUCAGACGUUCCCUACAUCGCCUCUCGUCUCAGCAGUCUCUGCGUCACAGGGUCAAUGACAGUGCUUAGUUACACACGGUCAUUAAAGCUGUAGUCUGUAUAAAUAUGCAAUCUGUAUAUACAUACAGAUCACAUAUAUACACACACUUGCAAAGACUGUAUAUAUGGAAUUGUUUGGUAUGCACUUACUUUGCUUUAAACUCCUGAAGUUGAACAUUAUAGUGUAGCAAUUCGUGUCAAGUGCACUGUGAUUCCAAGAAAGCACAGUAAAAGUCACAGGUCUUGUUAUUCUUGCACUAAAAAUGUGUUUACGUAUAUUAGCCAAUGUAUGUCUACUUUAUUGCUCCUUUUGAUGCAGCAAAUGGUAUCAAAUGGUUAUGGGACUCUUUUUCUCUUUGGUUGGUCGUUUGGUUGGGUUGUUUUGUUUUCAAGUGGGCAACAGCACUAUGUUUUUAAAUGACAGGGUUUUUAAACUGAAAGGAAACCAUUCUGUGUUCAUUCCGAUGUAAUGCAUUGACCAAUAUCUUGAAACUGAAUGUCAUGUUGCUUUUCUUUCCUAAGUCAUUAGAACUUGUCAGGUAUGUGCCUGAGAUUGUGUAGGAGUAAGGAGUAGCUAGAGGCUAACUGUAAUCAUAUAUUCUUAGCCGUUUCUAUAUACACAGUAUAAAUACAUAUUCAUUUGCUUUUUGGGUUUUUUUUGUACUUGAUUUUUUUAGGUAAGAUGUAAUUAAACGUACUUUGAUACUUCUGAAGUAAUAAGAUGUUGUUUGGAGAUCAAUUCUGCUUUCUUUAGUGCAUUGACGAUAUUUUACAAUCAUUUAGUGCUUAUUUAUUUGUGCUCCGGUGUAAUUAUAAUAAAAAGCAAUAGUUUAAAA